Solanum dulcamara is the source of this 657-nucleotide messenger RNA. RefSeq lists its product as uncharacterized. The transcript is spliced from 3 exons. Lineage: Eukaryota; Viridiplantae; Streptophyta; Magnoliopsida; Solanales; Solanaceae. Bases 1 to 657 code for a protein of 218 amino acids. The record is from RefSeq and is a predicted model, not a curated record.
AUGGCAGAGGGAGAGACAAGAGAGAAUAAGUUUGAGGGGGAUGUGGAAGCUGGAGAGGAACAAAAGUGGGCAAAACAAGAAGAGGAUACCCAAACUGAGUCUAGUGGUAUUUCCCCUCUGAAUCCAAUCUUGGCCCAGCAGAUCAUGGCAUUCUUGAGUGGGCUAAGAGAGGCCAAGCAGUGGUGGAGGGCCUAUGUCGAGUGUUGUUCGCUUGUGUUGCCUCCACUCACUUGGGCUCAGUUAUAUGCUCUAAUUUUAGAGAAGUAUGUGCCCCGCACUUUGAGGGAAAGGAAGAAGGAUGAGUUUAUGGCCCUUGAGCAGGGAGAGUUAUCAGUGGCUGCUUAUGAGUUCAAAUUUCAUGUACUGCCCAGGUACGCUACUCAGCUGGUACUUUCGGUUCAUAUGACUUCGUUCGGCAGGAGCUUUAAUGAGGUUACAGAUUUUGUAAAGAAGGUUGAAAGUGUGAGGAAGGAUGGGCAAGCCAAAAUUUUGGCUAAAAGGCCCAAGAAUGCAUAUGACUUCCAGAGUUCCUAUUCCAGAGGGUCAGACAGGCCGGUGAUUGCUGCCCGGCCAAUUCAGUUAACACUUCCCACGUUCAUUAGCAGUUUUGCAUGUACUCCACAACAGCAUCAGUCCUAUGAGGGUCAGGGAGCAUAA